AUGGCUUUAAAUCUAGCAAUUGCAAGUAAUUCUCACCAAGUUUUUGAAAAUCUUUUACAACAGUUUAUUGAGCAACAAACACUAUCACUUUCAGCACAAGAUGAUGAUUUAACUGAAAAAUUUUUAGGUAUUUCAAAUCCAAUUCAACACAAAGGCAAAGGCCGACCUGCAAAUAAGAGAUAUUUGUCAGCUAUUGAAAAUCGUUCUAAUAGAAAUGCAAAUUCAAGAAAUCAAGAUCAGGACGAAGUUUCGGAAGGAUCAAGAAAGAAAAACAAGCGGCAAUGUGCUCUAUGUAAGUCAUGGUAUCAUGACUCAAGAAAUUGCCCUUCAAAAAAUAAAGAACAAGAUAAAGAAAAUAUUUAG
This is a messenger RNA of Rhizophagus irregularis DAOM 181602=DAOM 197198, 363 nucleotides long. RefSeq lists its product as uncharacterized. Gene Ontology annotation, molecular function: zinc ion binding; nucleic acid binding. The record is from RefSeq and is a predicted model, not a curated record. NCBI's taxonomy places the organism in Eukaryota, Fungi, Glomeromycota, Glomeromycetes, Glomerales, Glomeraceae.